AUUUAUCAGAUCUAAUCAAAUAUGAUGAUUAGUUGCAUAAAUAUUAUUUUAGAUAAUUACGUCUCCCAAACUACAAAGUUCAGGAAGAAGAAUGUCGGCCGGUUUGAGAAUUCUUGUUGGUUGUAAACGUGUAAUUGAUUAUGCAGUGAAGGUUCGGGUAAAGCCGGAUAAGACAGGUGUGGUUACUGAUGGAGUCAAACACAGUAUGAAUCCUUUUGAUGAAAUAGCUGUUGAAGAAGCUGUUAGAAUGAAGGAAAAGAAACUGGCUGCAGAAAUAGUGGUAGCAUCAUGUGGACCGCAGCAGUGUCAGGAAACCUUGAGAACUGCAUUAGCUAUGGGAGCAGACAGAGCUGUACAUGUGUUAAUUGACCCGAAAGAUUAUGCUGUUAUGCAGCCCAUACAUGUAUCCAAAAUCCUGGCAAAACUGGCACAAGAUGAAAAAGUAGAUCUAAUGAUUCUAGGAAAACAGGCUAUAGAUGAUGAUUGUAACCAGACUGGGCAGAUGACAGCAGCAUUGUUAGACUGGCCACAGGGAACAUUUGCAUCGAAAGUAGAGAAAACUGACGGUGAUUUACAAGUGACGAGAGAGAUUGAUGGUGGUCUAGAAACUAUAAAAAUCAAGUUACCUGCUGUAGUGACAACAGACUUGCGACUUAACGAACCUAGAUAUGCAACUUUACCUAAUAUUAUGAAAGCCAAAAAGAAGCCUUUAGUUACAAAGAAACCAGGUGAUUUGGGUAUAGAAAUAAAGCCAACACAACAGAUUCUUAGUGUAGAAGAUCCCCCAGUCAGGGAAGCCGGCCAGAAAGUCGAGUCAGUCGAUGAACUUGUUGAAAAAUUGAAAGAUGCUGGCUUUGUCAAGUCAUAGUGCAUUUCAAGAUGGCAUUGUCAGUUUGUGGAGCUGGGAACAAGACCAAAUUAUUUUUGAAAAAAAAAACUGUGAUUACUGAUUGGAAAACUUAUUAAUUGAAAGAAUACAGUACUACAUUAAGCUAAUAGCAGAAGUUAUUAAUUUAGAAUUAUAACUUCAUAAUACUAAUAUUAAACAGACAUAACGUGAAAGUAUUUAUUAAAUGUUUUAUUUAUAUACCAAAUAACAGUUAUAUGUGCUCAUAAGAAGGCCAUGGCAUAAUAUGCCUUAAUUAAAUUCUGCUUUGACUAUUUUAGCAUUAGUGGUAAAGUUCCUUUUUUGACAAAAAAUUAUUUAAGUGCUGAGUUAUUGUCAUGUUAUUAAAUACAUUUUAUAAAGAAAAGGAAUACUGUUGGUU
Molecule: messenger RNA, 1268 nt
Organism: Mercenaria mercenaria
Lineage: Eukaryota; Metazoa; Mollusca; Bivalvia; Venerida; Veneridae
Product: electron transfer flavoprotein subunit beta-like
Exons: 7
Coding region: 92-868 (258 amino acids)
Cellular component (GO): cytosol
Molecular function (GO): electron transfer activity
Source: RefSeq, a predicted model, not a curated record